AUGAAGCCUACAGAGGAGGUGUUGGGGCCCCGCAGCAGCUGCUGCUGGGGGCCCCCUGAGGGGCCCCCCAGGGCGCAGCAGCAAGCUACCGGGGCUUUGGGGUGUACGUACACCGCAAGGGCCCGCGUAGCACUUCAGCAGCAGCAGCAACAGCAGCAGCAGCAGCAGCAGCAGCAGCAGCUGACCAGUGGUCACCCCGGGGUGGCUGGAGGACCUCUGCAGCGCAGCAAGGAGCAGCAGAAGCAGCAGCGGGAGGCAUUGCUGCAGGGACACGGAGGUGGUUUGCUGCAGGAGCUGCUGCAGGAGCUGCAGCAGCAGCAGAAGCAGAAUAAGCGGCGGCGGCAGCGGCGGCAUCAAGUGGCGCAGCUGCUGCUGCUGCUGCUAGCGGCGUGGUGCUGCAUGUUUGCUGCUGCUGCUGCUGCUGCUGCUGGCGAGGGCGCAGCAGCAAGACGCAGGUGGAGGGGCCCCCGGCUGCAGCUCGAAGGCCUCUUCGGAGAGACAGACAAAAAGGAGACACCGGCUGCAGCAGCUGCUGCAGCAGCUGCUGCAGCAGGUGGAGUGCAGCAGGAAAAAGGCUGUCUCUGCAGCGAAUACUCGAGGCGAGCUGGGACUUCCUGUCCCCUCGGUGUUGCUGCUGCUGCUGCUGAAGUGAAGGACGUGCUGCGCAAAGUCGCAGAGACGCUGCAGCAGCUGCAGCAGACAACUGCUGCUGUUGCUGCUGCUGCUGCUGCUGCGGAUGGCAGCGUGCAGCAGCAGCUGCAGCAAGUAGCGGCUGCUGCUGCUCAGCAACUGCAGCACUGGCCAGCUGCUGCUGCCCUUGCCGACCAGCAGCAGCAGCAGCAGCAGCAAGGGGAUUCAUCAGUGGCCGCUGGACAGGCAGUUCCAGACACCCAAAGGGACACUUCUGCGUCUCCGGGGGCCCCGGGGGCCCCCGGGGCCCCAGGAGGGGCCCUUGGGGCCCCCGGGGCCCUUGGGGCCCCCGAGGAAGGGUCCUCCUCAGGGGGGGGCCCCGGGGACCCAGAGGCCCCGGGGGCCCAAGGGAAUGAGGGGGUCCCCGUGGCCCCAGGAACUGAGGGGGCCCCCGUGGCCCCAAGGGGGGCCCCAGGGGCCCCAGGGACUGUGGGGGCCCCCGUGGUCCCAGGAACUGAGGGGGCCCCCGUGGCCUCAGGGACUGAGGGGGCCCCCGUGGUCCCAGGAGCUGAGGGGCCCCCCGGGGUCCCUGGGACUGAGGGGGCCCCCGGGGCCCCUGGGACUGUGGGGGCCCCCGGGGCCCCCGUGGGGGGGCCCCCAGGUGGAGCAGUUGCUGAGUUGUCGUUGCUGAAGUCUGAGCUUGAGGGGGCCCUUUUGAGUUUGAGUGGAGAGCUGCGGAGAGUGGGGGGGCCCCCCACCUCCCCGCCGCUGAGUGCGGGGGGCCCCAGCACAGAAGAGGCGCGGCGGCUCGCCCAGCACCUGCUGAACCGGCUGAUGCCGCACGACCCGAGCUACCACGUGCUGGUGAAGUUCUCGGGGUCUCCUCUGUCUCCAAACCGGCUGGGGCGCGUCUUGACUUUGAACUUGAACAAAAUUUGGUUUCGAACUUUAAGUGUCUCCUUUCCCAGCUGCUGCGCGCAGUGGGCCCUCGCGCGCGCACAAACUGUCUCCUCGCCCAGCCAGCGGAGACACUUCAAAAGGAGACACCUCAUCGACGCCGCGGCCUCCUGGUUCGUCUCCAGCCACCGCCUCGCCAUGCUGGGCUUCUGCUUCUCGGAGAAGGCGCAGCCUGUGCAGCCGUGUUCGGGCAAAAUAGCUGCGGGGCUGGACCCCACAGCUGUCUCCUCUUGGCGGUCUCUUUUGCUUGAACAAGAAGUCCUCGCCAACUUCCGCCUUUCCGGACUCGGAGACCUCCGCAGGGUCGCCAUGCUCGGCAGAGAGGUCAGCUAG
Eimeria tenella is the source of this 1920-nucleotide messenger RNA. RefSeq lists its product as uncharacterized. The transcript is spliced from 6 exons. The record is from RefSeq and is a predicted model, not a curated record. The coding region runs from base 1 to 1920 and encodes 639 amino acids. NCBI's taxonomy places the organism in Eukaryota, Apicomplexa, Conoidasida, Eucoccidiorida, Eimeriidae.